GAUCUGCAGAAGCAGCUGCAAACGAAGCUGGGCGAAGGUGACGCCAAGCCGGAGUGCAGCUUGACCCAGAAGCGGAACAACGUGUCAGAGCAAAGAGUCUAUCACACCAUGGAAGAACAUUUGCACAAGGCUUGUCAGCUCACGUGCCCCGCCGACACCAGCAGCCGAUUGCCUGACACCGUCCGCAGAAACAUCUUUGCUGUGCUUACCGAGGGACCUUUGGCAAUCUCCAAGAAGCGAAUGCUAGCCCUUCAGGCUCUGAAUGCCCAGCUCGCUGAUCUGUCGAAGGACGAGGCAGAGCUUCGAAAGACCAUGCACCGUGAUGUUGAGGCGGUGACUCGAGGGAAGGCCAUCACUCUCUUCAGGCGGCUGCUCGAGGAGACCGGUUUCCCCGACAUGUCGGUCGUGGACCUGCUGCGAGACAUCGAUCCAGAGCAGCUGAAGGCGCAGGCGUUGCUCAGGCGACAGGUGUUACAGCAGAUGAAGGGCUUGGCCUCGGGGGAAGAUUAUGUAGCUGCUGGGUUCAUGUCAGGACCAUUUCACUCCGAACAGGAGGUCACUUCCGAGCUUGGCACCGACGACUGGUCGUUGUCUCCUCGCUUCCUUUUGAGGCAGGGGGAAGAUUCUAAGGUUAGGAUAAUCGACGGCUUCAAGAUGUCGGCGGUAAACCGUGCAUUUGGCUCCUCUUCCUUUCUUGAGUUGCAGGACACUGAUUAUGCGGUCGGGCUUCUAAGGUUCAUAUCGCGUGUCCUGCAGGAUAAGACGAGAGUUAAGGUGCUACUUGCUGACGGCUCAGUGCUUGAAGGGGACUGGUCUCCUGAGAUGCUCGCCCGGCCCGACCUCCUUGGCAAAACGUGGGAAUCCACCCCGACACGAGGGAUCGCGCAGUGCUGGGGUUCCCGAGCCCCAGCGGAGCUUGGGAGUUCUACAUCGCUAAGAGCCUGCCCUUCGGAGCUGCAGCGAGCGUGUACGGCAGUGUACGGCUUCAACAAGAUUGCGUUGGCCAUACUUCAUAUCAUGAUUGUCAAAUUCUUUGCCAUAGCCACCGACUUUUACGACGACUACACAGUCUACGAGUUCAGGCCCGGAGCCUCGUUGAUGGACAAGAUCCUGAUGCGACUGCUUGAAAUCCUGGGCUGGACCUUUGCAAAGUCGGGCAGGAAGUUCGUUCCUUUCGGCACCUCGGUCGUUUCGCUUGGGGUUACCUUAGGGCUUAGUGAAAUCUGGGAAGGCAUCGUCUCAGUGGAGAACAAGCCGGGGCGACUUGACAAGAUCGCCGAGCUGCUGAGGGCUGUUGUCUCGGGGAAGGAGAUUUCUAGAUCUGAAGUCGCAUCGCUCCAUGGCCUGAUCAUCUUUGCCGGCGGCUUGAUAAUGGGCUUUGAGCUCAAGCCGACUUCGCGGAUGCUCUCGCGAGCUCUGAUUGGACAGUUCAAGGGAAACUCCGUGGAAUUGCGAAAAGCUUGCUCCUUAGCCUUGGACAUCAUUGCUCAGUGCCGUCCCAAGAAGUGCCCAGCUUCUGUUAAGCCUCCAAUCGUCUUGUACACGGAUAGUGCGUACGAGAAAGGGAUCGCGACUUGGGGAGCCGUCCUGGUUGACCCUUGCACCAACGCCCGGUGGGUCUUCGGCGGCACUGUCAGCGAUGCACUGGCGAGCCACUGGAGGCAGGAAGCAGGGCUGCAAGUGAUCAGCCAAGUUGAAGCCUUCGCUUUGGCGAUUGUCCUCUUCGGCAUAAGAGGUGUGGUGAAGGGCCGCUCCUUGUUAGCAUUCAUCGACAACGAGGCCUGCCGCUUUGGCUUCAUCAAGAGAUACUCACCGUCUCUUUGCUUGCUGCGUUUGAUUUCCUUGGUAGCCCUUCUUGAAGGCUCGCUGAAGCCCUCCUGUGGUUCGAGAGAGUUCCGUCAAAGAGCAAUCCAGCGGAUUUGCCUUCGCGUGGCGAAGUGGCAUUGGCAUGCCAACGAUUCCAAGCUGAGGAUAAGGGUGACAUUGCCUUGA
Molecule: messenger RNA, 1992 nt
Organism: Symbiodinium sp. CCMP2456
Lineage: Eukaryota; Dinophyceae; Suessiales; Symbiodiniaceae
Source: the annotation of a GenBank genome assembly